GAUCACAUGAACUCACAUUUUCUUCAUCCAAUAACAUCAAAUCUAAUUAACUACAUAAACGCAAAAAAGGAUGAAUCCUAUGUUUUAUUUCCUUCUUGCCUUAACCGCUGUUUUGGUCGUGACCGCAAGCCCCGGCGAACCAGUUCGUGACAUUAAUGGUGAUAUCAUAUUCGACGGCAGUUACUACGUUCUCCCACGCAUCUUCGGCCCUGCAGGUGGCGGCCUGACUCUCUCCCCCCGUGGUGGCAACAAUUGUCCCCUCUAUAUCGGACAGGAGUAUUCAGAGGUCAAGAGGGGCAUUCCCGUAAGAUUCUCAGACUGGAGGACUAAAGUUGCGUUCGUUCCUGAAUCAACGAACCUCAACAUCGAGAUGGACGUCAAAGCCACGAUUUGUGUUCAGUCAACCUAUUGGUAUGUACCUGCGCCCGACAUGGUCUUUGAGGCGGCGUUCAUAGCGGCUGGUCCUAAACCAUCGAAUGAUUUCUUCCAGAUCAAGAAAAUUGAAGAUUCUAUUGGAGGUUACAAGAUUGUGUUUUGUUUUAACGGUGAAGAUUGCGUCGAUGUCGGAAUAUUUGUGGACAAACAUGGCGUUAGGCGUUUGGCUCUAGCCUCUACGCCAUUCGAAGUUGUGUUCGUGAGAGCUAGUGAGACAAAGACUUCGUCCAAGCCUAUUAUGUCUAUCAUCUAAGAGGAUAAGAGUUAUAAGCUACGACUAAUAAUAAAACUCAAUCUAUGUUUCAUGUUUUCUUUGUUCAUCAAUCGUCAUAAAUGGAAUAAAACAUCUUCCUUUGUUUCUUUUUCUUUUUAAUUCUCUCUCUAGUUCAAGCAGGGCCGGAUGUGGGGACAUUAUAACCAUAACCAGCAUAGCUUUUUUUUAAAAAAAAUAACCAGCAUUGAAUCAGAAGAUCUAGGAUUAGUUCUGUCGAUAUAUUUUUCUAAGUUACAUAGCUCUAGAAAAAAGUUGAUGCAGCUUCUUUUGGUUCUAGAAAGUCGGUUGUGUUUGGUAAAUGGAAUGGAAGUUGACCAGAAACAGAUUAAGAUGUGCGUGGUGCUGAUAUAUUCACUUUUUUUUAUACGUACAACAUAUUCGCUUUUCUGGUAAGUUUUAACAAAGAAAUAAAAUAGCUAGCAAUUUGAUCAAUGGCGCUAAGACAAAAUUCAAUUCAGUGUACAUAUUUGCAUCGACGGCCGUGAAAACUCUUAAAGCACGAGGCCAGUAAAUAAAGAGAGCUUACAAAUUAAUGAUCUUCUCAAGAUGUACAAUACUCUACUUCAAAAAAAAAAAAGAU
Molecule: messenger RNA, 1289 nt
Organism: Brassica napus (rape)
Lineage: Eukaryota; Viridiplantae; Streptophyta; Magnoliopsida; Brassicales; Brassicaceae
Product: kunitz trypsin inhibitor 4-like
Exons: 1
Coding region: 71-688 (205 amino acids)
Molecular function (GO): endopeptidase inhibitor activity
Source: RefSeq, a predicted model, not a curated record